UACUCACCACUCAUUAAGAAGAAAGGAUACAAAAGGGGGCGAAAAAGCGAAAGGGAGCACCAAUCCGAAACGAAGUCGCUGUCUCCUUCCCUCUGUUGAUAAUGGCGUUUGGGUCUCUUCCUCCCCCUUCUCUCUAAUUUCCACGAGGUGGAGCCAGCUUCGGAGGUUCGGAUUCGCUUCAGAUUGAGCUAACGAGCGAAUAUUAGCUUCAGGUUGAGAAAGCCUUCGUGAUUCUGUUUUGUUUGUUUGGAUUUUACUUUUUGAGAUAAAUAUUCCUCAACCUAGCACAACCAUUUGUAUCAAAGAUGAGUAAUUACAAGCUAGGGGUGGAGGUUACAAGUGCGCACGACCUAAUGCCCAAGGAUGGGCAAGGUUCUGCUAAUCCCUGUGUGGAACUACACUUUGAAGGCCAGAAAUUUCGCACCACCAUCAAGGAAAAGGACCUCAACCCGGUCUGGAAUGAGUGUUUCUAUUUCAAUGUUGCAGACCCCGAGAACCUCCCCAACCUUGCUCUCGAAGCCUAUAUCUACAAUGUAAGCAAAACCAUGCACUCUAAGUCCUUCCUAGGCAAAGUCCGGAUUGCAGGCACCUCUUUUGUUCCCUUCUCCGAUGCUGUUGUAAUGCAUUACCCGCUGGAGAAACGUGGGAUCUUCUCCCGUGUAAAAGGAGAGUUGGGGCUAAAAGUAUUCCUUACUGAUGAUCCCUCGAUCAGACCUUCGGAUCCUCUUCCAUCUUUUGAUCCUGUAGUUAAUAAUCCUCCUCAAGUACCAAAUCCAAUAUUCGAUCCCCCGAAAGAACGGAUGUCUGAAAAGAGGCAUAUGUUCCACACUGUCCCAAAAGAAGUCCAUCACCAUUCUACGGCUCCAAUUAGUGAGCAGUCAGUGAAGUACGCGACUGAUCAGAUGAAACCUGAGCCGCCCAAAAUUGUUAGGAUGUACUCGGCUGCAUCACAGCAACCGGUUGAUUAUGCGCUCAAAGAGACCAGUCCAUUUUUGGGGGGUGGGCGGGUUGUUGCCGGCCGGGUCAUACGUGCAGAUAAGCCUGCAAGCACAUAUGACCUUGUUGAACAGAUGCAGUAUUUAUUUGUUCGUGUGGUCAAAGCGCGGGAUUUGCCAGCCAUGGACGCAUCUGGGAGCCUUGAUCCUUUUGUGGAAGUGAGAGUUGGUAACUACAAGGGAAUAACUAAGCACUUUGAGAAAAAGCAGAAUCCAGAAUGGAACGAAGUCUUUGCUUUCUCGCGAGACCGGAUGCAGUCCUCAGUCCUUGAAGUCGUGGUCAAAGACAAAGAUCUGGUGAAGGACGAUUUUGUUGGGCUAGUGCGGUUUGAUUUAAAUGAUAUCCCAACCCGGGUCCCUCCUGAUAGCCCGUUGGCACCAGAGUGGUACAAACUUGAAGGCAAGAGGGGAGAUAAAACGAAGGGUGAGUUGAUGCUUGCUGUUUGGAUGGGCACGCAAGCUGAUGAGGCUUUUUCUGAUGCAUGGCAUUCGGAUGCUGCGGCACCAAUUGAUUCCGCAGUCAUAAACGCUCAUAUCAGGUCGAAGGUCUACCACGCGCCGAGACUGUGGUACCUUCGGCUCAACAUCAUUGAGGCCCAAGAUAUUAUUAUACCAGAUAAGACUCGUUUUCCUGAUGUGUAUGUUAAGGUCCAAUUAGGAAAUCAGUUUUUGAGGACAAAGGCAGUUCAGGCCCGAACAUUUAAUCCGCUCUGGAAUGAAGACCAUAUGCUUGUGGCUGCUGAACCAUUUGAGGAUCCCCUCAUUCUUUCUGUCGAAGAUCGUGUCGGUCCUAAUAAAGACGAGACAAUUGGGCGUGUUAUUAUACCGCUGCAAUCUAUUGAGAAGCGGGUCGAUGACCGUGUUCUCUAUGGCCGGUGGUUUAACCUUGAGAAGCCAUUUAUAGUUGAUGUGGAUCAGUUGAAGAAGGACAAAUUUUCGAGUCGAAUUCAUCUUCGUGUUUGUUUGGAAGGAGGAUAUCAUGUUCUUGACGAGUCAACUCACUACAGCAGUGACCUUCGACCUACAGCUAAGCAGCUUUGGAAACCAUCAAUAGGUCUGCUUGAGCUCGGUGUACUUAGUGCGGACGGCCUUCAUCCUAUGAAAACACGAGAUGGAAAGGGAACUUCAGAUACGUACUGUGUGGCCAAGUACGGCCAGAAGUGGGUUCGAACCCGAACGAUCAUCAACAGCCUGAGCCCUAAGUACAACGAGCAGUAUACUUGGGAAGUCUAUGACCCAUCUACCGUCCUCACUGUCGGAGUUUUCGACAAUUGCCAACUUGGCGAAAAGGGCGGAAACAGUAACGGUAACAAAGAUGUCAAGAUAGGCAAGGUCCGCAUCCGCCUCUCCACUCUCGAAACCGGGCGGGUGUACACACACUCUUACCCACUUCUGGUCCUGCACCCUUCGGGGGUUAAGAAGAUGGGCGAGCUCCACCUUGCCAUACGCUUCUCGUCCACAUCAUUGAUCAACAUGCUAUACAUUUACUCGCGUCCUCCGCUGCCAAAGAUGCAUUACACCCGCCCAUUAACCGUGAUGCAGCUUGAGAUGCUGCGCCACCAAGCUGUUCAGAUCGUCGCUGCCCGUCUGAGCCGUAUGGAGCCGCCCUUAAGAAAGGAAGUGGUGGAGUACAUGUCUGACGUCGACUCUCACCUUUGGAGCAUGCGGAAGAGCAAAGCGAACUUCUUUAGGCUGAUGUCCGUCUUCUCAGGCCUGUUUGCUGCAAGCAAAUGGUUUGGGGACGUAUGCGCGUGGAAGAACCCUAUCACGACUGUACUGGUCCACGUCCUCUUCAUAAUGCUCGUUUGCUUUCCCGAGCUGAUACUCCCUACAAUAUUCCUUUACAUGUUCCUGAUCGGGCUGUGGAACUACCGGUACCGCCCGCGCUAUCCUCCCCACAUGAACACGAAAAUAUCGCACGCUGAGGCCGUACACCCCGACGAGCUGGACGAGGAGUUCGACACGUUUCCGACGAGCCGCAGCGCGGAGUUGGUUAGAAUGAGGUACGACAGGCUGAGGAGCGUGGCAGGAAGGAUACAGACAGUGGUGGGCGACAUGGCGACGCAGGGGGAGAGGAUCCAGGCGCUGCUGAGCUGGCGGGACCCGCGGGCCACUGCGAUUUUCGUGCUUUUCUGCCUGAUCGCCGCAAUCGUGCUGUACGUGUCGCCGUUCCAGGUCUUGGCCGCACUGGUGGGGUUCUACAUCAUGAGGCACCCGAGGUUCCGCCACAGGCUGCCCUCGGCGCCGGUGAACUUCUUCCGGCGACUGCCUGCGCGGACUGAUAGCAUGCUGUAAAUAAGCAACCGAUGGAUGGUUUCCAUCAUCGAACUUGUCCCUGUAUGUCUGCUUUAUUGUUCUUAAAACUGCUUUCGUAAUGUAAGCCGUGUGUUAUUUGGAUCUAAUGGUUGUAUAAUUUGUUAGUAUCAGUGGUAAGAGACAUCGUAGUAGUAAAAUGAACAUUUUGGAAUCAGGACAAUUAUUAUGCAUUUUGCUGUUCAAUUCUGAAUGCAUGAUUGGUUCAGUAAGGUAAA
This is a messenger RNA of Ananas comosus (pineapple), 3526 nucleotides long. RefSeq names its product FT-interacting protein 1-like. The record is from RefSeq and is a predicted model, not a curated record. The transcript is spliced from 3 exons. Lineage: Eukaryota; Viridiplantae; Streptophyta; Magnoliopsida; Poales; Bromeliaceae. The coding region runs from base 306 to 3290 and encodes 994 amino acids.